Eufriesea mexicana is the source of this 4409-nucleotide messenger RNA. RefSeq lists its product as uncharacterized. The coding region runs from base 822 to 4289 and encodes 1155 amino acids. The record is from RefSeq and is a predicted model, not a curated record. Gene Ontology annotation, biological process: protein dephosphorylation. Gene Ontology annotation, cellular component: protein phosphatase type 2A complex. Gene Ontology annotation, molecular function: protein phosphatase regulator activity; calcium ion binding. The transcript is spliced from 14 exons. Lineage: Eukaryota; Metazoa; Arthropoda; Insecta; Hymenoptera; Apidae.
GGUGUUCCCGUGAGAAUUCGGCACGAUAUCGGAUGGAACACGAUGCAAGAGGACUUGUUUCGCGAAUUUUUCGCACGAGCUGUGUGACGGUGUGUGGCUGGAGCACGGAUUUUAGAAAAGUGGACGUAGUACCUCGAUGCCAACUUUAUUUUUAAACCCUUUGAAAGCCGCAGUUGAAUGGGAGACCCGCGUCACGGAGCAGAGAUAUUUUAUUAUAUCUGAAUGGAGGAAGCGGUCUCGCGCUUUGGGAAGGAAGAUAUCGAGAGAUUCAAAGGAAGCAAACCUACGAUGAAAAGGAGGAUCACAGUGGAAUUUCUUUUGUUCGUUUAUUAAUUAAUCCGCUUUCCAUUGUUCGUCCUACUCGAUAAGCGUUUGGCUCGACAACUUCGAGUGUGCUUUCGAACGCAAUCCGAGAUCAUUCUGUCCGUGGUACAGCGAGGAACGCGAAGAUGUAGCUCGAUCAGCCGCCAUCAACCGCGUGACCAUCAAGAAUCGAAUGCCACCGCAGUAACAGUGGACAUACUUGGUCUAUAAUUAAACUAUAUAAUGCUGACAGUGUACCCUAGCGCGAAUUCGCUAUCGCGUACCAGUUGAACACCUGAGCGAGAACCUCCCGUUCGUCUGUCGUUCGAUGCCUGCCAAAAGGACAGUCGACUGAACGUCUAAACGUGGGGGGCAGGUUAUCGGUGUAAAAGAGAAAGAGAAAAAGAGGGAAUCGAAUAAUGGGGGGACACACGGAGAGCGCGAGGAUCGCGUGGACAGUGGCUCGACUUCCGUCGUGGCCGUGGAGAACGAGAUUCUUGGGCCAGCUGGCCUGAGAUAUGCCAGCAGCAGCAGGCUCGGUGAUCACGGAAGCAUCCUCAACGAUAUCGUCGUCAUCGCCAUCAUCGUCAUCGAGGCUCAGAACGGAAACGGCGGCGUCGAGGUCUGGGGGUGUCGCUGGCCGACAGCUGGCGAUAGAAAUCGAGACGAUCGAGCGCCGGGUCUGCGCGACCCGACGCGACCUCUUCGUCCCCGUGACCGUGGAUCCACGGCCCAGCCGGGCCGUCCACUGUCCGGACUUAAACGCCUGUCUGGUGAACGAGACCCGAUCCGGCCUGGACCAGGUCGACUGUCAGGCGAUUCACUUUGGAUACGCGAUCCCGGUGAACGUGGUACCCCUCGAGACCGAUCCACGGCUCGCCGAGCUUGUCUUGGACCACUCGACCGAGUUAAGCAGACGCGCCGCGAGCUUCUUGCUUGAGCACCAUCCCCAGCUGCGUCAGCAACGGCAGACACAGCAGGAACGCUGCUCAAGCAUGGCAGCCACCGCGAAGCACGACCUUCAUCAGAAGUUCCCAACGGACACCUCGACGUCCGGUGACGAGGACAUCGCAGCGAUCGCGAAACAGAUCAGCGACCACGCGGAGGCGAUUUAUCAGACAUGGAAGAGUCGUGGAUUGGCUCCUACCGAGAUCUUGAACUGUCAUAGCAAUGCUACGGCAGCGGACAAGUUUGGAAGUGCCCUUACGCCAACUUCCACGUCGAACAGUGCUAGCAGCAACGGAAAAGGUAGUCCGACCAAUGCUACCGCUGCCACAGCGGUGGAUAUCUUGAGCCAAACGCCGAACCUGGAUAACGGGAAUUUGGAGAAGCUCGUGAACAAUUUCGUAGUGGAGGAUAAGGCUAGGAUAGCCGCGUCGAGGCAGAGAUCGCCGUCGAAGACUCUGCCUUCGUCGAUUCAAUUCGCGUUGGAAAAGUUCGAGAAGAACUCGAUGCAGCAGCAACAGCAGCCGCAGACGUCUCCCCUGAAGAAUAGCAACGUCGGUAGUCAAGUAAAGACGAAGCAGGGGACCGUGUUGCUGUCUCCGACGUCCCCCUUCGCGAACAAACCUUCGCAGAUAGUGAAGCCUCAGGUGUCCACAAAGACUCCCGGUGCUCACCAUCGGGAAGUAUUUCUGGAGACCAUAGAGACCACUUUCCCGGCGGAUAUAACGCCAUCGAAGAUCGUCGUGCAACAAAAGAGGCCAGCGAGUACGGUGAUUACCUCCCCUACCGCUCCGAAUCUCGACGAUCCUUCGACGAAUUCGGGGCUCACCACGUGGCCACUGAAAAAUAAGUUGAACGACAGUAAAAGAGUGACAGACCCUUCCAGAUCCGCUCAGCAGGAAGGUAAAUUGUUGACGAGUAAAGAGGAGAAAAGGAACAGUGGCUCGAAUUCGAGCGCCUACCUCGACGAGGUUGCUCGCGAGGAGGAAAGACUGAUAAAUGCUCUGAAGACGGGCUCAGUGAUCACGGAAGAGCCCACGGAGCGGACGGUGCCUCUGACUCGCCAGAAACCGGCGAUAAAGAGGGAGAAACCGAAGGUGGAGCCUGUUAAACCGAUAAUCAUCGGUCAUAAUCAUCAUGGAGGCGGUCUCGUGCCCACUUCCGCUACUAUGGUGAACAGUGUCGCGUCUACGACACCUGGGAGCAAUAUAAGUGCCACGUCAGACGCGAAAUCUCUGAGCAAGGACGAUUUAUCCAACAUGUCCGUGGUGGAUUACGCGAAAGUCAGAUACAGGGCGGCUCAGCAGAAUCCUCCGACCCAACAGAGGCUGGAGGAGCAGAGGACGAACAACAGCUUCAAUUCCACGGAACAGCUGGUGUCGACCACGAGGUCCAAGUUCGAAACGGAGAUACAAAAGGACAAAGAAGCUAAUAAAGAGGAUAAGGAUCCCGUGACCUCUAGAUGGGGGCCUAGGAUCAAUUCUCCUAGGCCAAGAAUCGAACAAGUGCCGCAUCCGGAACUGACCACGCAACAGAAGCAGCAUAUAAGAGCCGCAGCUGCAACUGGAACCGGAAACAAUCCCAUCAGACCGUUUCUGACCAGGGGAUCCGUCGCGGAACGCGUUCUCAUCUUCGAGAAGUGUCCGAGCGAACUGUUGCUCGACAAACGGGGGCCACGGCAACCGGCUAUCAACACUUGGAGGACCGGACACGAGGUUCAGAACAAGGCUCAGACGUACGCGAAAGACAAGACACAGCAAAAGAGCUUGCCACCGCACACGACACUCCAGAGGCACGUGAAAGCGAACAGAAACGUUCACAUACCACGAUUUUACUUUCCCGGGGGGAAGCCUUUGCCGCUCUCGCAAGUCGAGGCAACCAUCUCGAGGAUCACCGCUGCUUUUCAAGGUCUACCUGGUCAUCAUGCUUCUCGAGCCCAAUUUCACAGCAUCACCAAGGCAUGCGAUUUGCCGCUCUACUGGAAGGUGCCGCUUUUCCUCGCGGCCGGAGGAGACCAGACCGACUACGUUGAGAUGAACGCGUUCCUUGAUUUCUGGAAAGAAAUAUCGAACACCCACCACGACGCGGCGAGCAAGUUUAUCCGAAUCACAACUCGGGGCCAGAGGAACAAUAUACUGCCGGAGGAUUUGAUCCCGCUGGUGCAAGACGUGGUCGAGACCCAUCCCGGUUUAACUUUCCUCAAAGAGGCUACUGAGUUCCAUUCACGCUACGUACACACGGUGAUCGCCAGGAUAUUCUACUGCGUUAAUCGAAGCUGGAGCGGAAGGAUCUCCGUGGCGGAGCUGCGAAGGAGCAAUCUGCUGUCAGUGAUCGCGAUCCUCGAGCAUGAAGAGGACAUCAAUCAAGUGACCGCUUACUUCAGCUACGAGCAUUUCUAUGUGAUCUACUGUAAAUUCUGGGAACUCGAUCGAGAUCACGAUCUCUUUAUCGAUAAGACAGACCUUACAAAGCACAAUGACCACGCUCUUUCCAAGCGAAUGAUCGCGAGAAUAUUCAGCGGUGCAGUGACCAGGGGUGGUGUGAAAAGCGGAAACGGCGUUCAACAACCCCAAGAUAAAAUGAGUUACACGGAAUUCGUGUGGUUCUUGUUAAGCGAAGAGGACAAAAACCAUCCGACCGCUAUUGAGUAUUGGUUCAGGUGCAUGGAUCUCGAUGGCGAUGGAUAUUUGUCGAUGUACGAAUUGGAAUAUUUUUACGAGGAGCAGUUGCAUCGCAUGGAGGCAAUUGGACUGGAGACGUUGCCCUUCGAGGAUUGCCUUUGCCAGAUGUUAGAUAUGAUCAAACCAGCGACGCCAGGGAAGAUAUCUCUGAGUGACUUAAAGAAGUGUAAAAUGACCUCGAUCUUUUUUGACACCUUCUUCAAUCUCGAGAAGUACUUGGAUCACGAACAGAGAGAUCCCUUUGCAUCUGCCAGGGAACACGACCCUGACGGUCACGAGCUGUCGGAUUGGGACCGAUUCGCCGCAGAGGAAUAUGAACUGUUGGUCACCGAAGAGAGUGGUAAUGAAUUCUGUGAAUGAACGAAUGCUGUGUGAUGAUGAAUUGUAACCAUCAUCUGCAGCUUAGUCAAACGAUUCCAUGUCGGAGGACGCGUUUUCCCAAAAUCUGGAAAUCCUGGAUGAUGAAUUCGUGGACAUGCU